Yamadazyma jaroonii is the source of this 2031-nucleotide messenger RNA. Lineage: Eukaryota; Fungi; Ascomycota; Pichiomycetes; Serinales; Debaryomycetaceae. The record is from the annotation of a GenBank genome assembly.
AUGGAGUUGAAAACUUACAAUAAGAACUUAAUUUUAGGUGUUGUGGCCUUAUCGGGAAUAAUGAUAGGACUGGAAAUUAGUUCCAUGAGCGCAUUCAUUGACACAGAAAAUUUCAAUGAUUUUUUUGGGGUCUUGCUGAAAAGGGAACAGACCUUAUUGGCUGCAAGUAUUCCUAUUGGAGCUGUUUUGGGGUCAGUGGUUUGUGGAACUUUCUGUGAUGUAUUCGGUUGUGUGGUUAAUUUCCAAAUAUCAAAUAUAUUUUGGGUUGUUGGUUGUGGUAUAGUGAUAAUGCUGGAAUUCAUCUACGUACUUAUAUUGGGCAGGGUUUUCAAAGGAAUUUCAAUUGGUUUUAUAAGCUGUUUGGUUCCUGUUUAUAUUUCAGAAGUAUUUCCCAUGAAUCAAGUUGGCACUUCAAUUUCUUUGUUCCACCUUUUCUCCGUAUUGGGAACCAUUAUGAUGUAUUUCAUAGGAUUUGUCAUUGAGAAACAAAUAAACAGUUUCAUGGCUUUUAGGAUAACGUGGUGCACUGAAGUAGUUCCUUCGCUAUUACUGAUAAUCUUAACUUUGGUCAUACCAGAGUCUCCAAAAUGGUUGGCUUCCAAGUCCAGAUGGAUGGAAGCAGCAAAAACGUUGAGCAGGAUUAGAACUGUAAAAAGUAAAACACACAAAAAUGAUAAAUCCUAUGUGACCAGAGCUUAUACGAACGGUAAGAAGAUAAGAUUUUGUGGAUAUCAUGAUCUUUUCACAAGGAAGUAUUGGAGAGCUACGAUUUCUGGUAUUGUGUUACACCUAGUUAUUCAACUAACUAGUACCACCACUUUGAUGUACUACUUCAGUUAUAUUUGUGAUAUGUGUGGAGUGGACCAAGAAAGAAAAUACUUAUUCAUUUCUAGCCAGUAUAUAAUUUUGGGGAUUCUGACCAUCGUACCUGUCAUAUUGUUGGAUAAUGCCAGGAGGAUCGAUUUCAUGUCCUAUGGACUACUAGUGAUUUCAUUCACGUUCAUAGCCAAAUUUGUAAUUCUAGAGAUUUUUGCAGUACCUGUUGAGGAAAGUGAUUCUCCUUUCAAUUGGGUCAUCAACAGAGAACCAGCUUCAGCUAUCAUUGCCCUUUUCCUUUUCUUGGUGUCAGUUUAUUCCAGUUCCAUCACAUCGGUCAGUUGGGUAUUCACUGGAGAAAUAUUUCCUGAUGAAGCGAGAGCCAAGGGUACAGCAACAUGUAUGUGUGUCUCGUGGAUGAUCAAUGGAUUGACUACUUUGAUUCUUCCCUUGAGCUUUAAAUUGGCUGAAUAUUAUGUCUUUUUGAUUCUAGGGUGUUUAUGUUUCAUUGGAACCAUAUGUGUACUGCAAUUACCAGAAACAAAGGUCAAAACUACCCAAUUGAGUGGAUUAACUAUAUCAAGUGAAGUUGAGAGUGACUUUAAUGAAGAUGAACCUUUGGCUAGUGAGUCCAUAUCUGAAGAGAAACAAGCUCUUGAAAUUUUGAAUGAUUUAUCGACGACUUUGAUCAAAAGUGGUGGAACAUCUGACCAAAAGGCUGUUUUAAGUCCUUUUAUAGACAGUCCUUUGUUCAAAUUGACAAACAAAUCAAAUGACAUUAUUGUGGAAAGUGAAGAAGAAGAUUUCACUAAAUCGUUGUAUGAGAAUAUGAAGAGUAACUAUGAAUCACCCACCAAAACAGUAAGUGACGGAGAUGAUACCAUUGGCAACGUGAUUCAGAGCUACAGUGCCGAUUUCAAAUCACCCACAAAAAUCGAAUCUUCAAGAAACACACCCCAAAGUAACAUUUCAUUAACAACAUCUUCCCUUUCAGAUUGGAACGUUAAGAUUAGUAACUAUAAGAAAGAUAAACCCAGAUCCAAAACCACGAACAAAUAUCAUUCAACUCCUAACCCAUCCAGUGAAGAUGUCGAUAAUAGUGACUUACCGGACGAGCCCGAAUGGUAUAGAUUUGACAAUCUUAGAAAGGGCCCAAAGAAUAAUCUACAAAAUCAAAGCACUGUGAGAAGGUCUCAAAAUUUAUUUAGAAGUUGA